Molecule: messenger RNA, 1521 nt
Organism: Gossypium raimondii (Peruvian cotton)
Lineage: Eukaryota; Viridiplantae; Streptophyta; Magnoliopsida; Malvales; Malvaceae
Product: pectate lyase
Exons: 3
Coding region: 39-1262 (407 amino acids)
Molecular function (GO): pectate lyase activity
Source: RefSeq, a predicted model, not a curated record
CUACCUCCAUUGGCUCCCACUUUAUCACUAUUCCAAAAAUGGGAUCGUCAACAUUUUCCUAUAUCUUUCACAUUCUCUUCAUUUCCCUCCUUGUUCCAAAUCUAGCUUCUUCCUCGCCAGUUCAAGAUCCUGAAUUUGUUGUUGAUGAAGUUCACAAGAGUAUCAAUGCUUCGAGGAGGAACUUGGGUUACUUGUCAUGUGGAACAGGAAAUCCCAUUGAUGAUUGUUGGAGGUGUGAUCCGAACUGGGAGAAGAACCGGCAAAGGUUAGCCGAUUGCGCGAUUGGGUUCGGGAAGCAUGCCAUGGGAGGCAAAAAUGGUCGAAUCUAUGUUAUUACGGAUGCCGGCGAUGACGACCCGGUGAACCCUAGGCCGGGUACUUUAAGGCAUGCUGUGAUUCAAGACGAGCCAUUGUGGAUUAUUUUCAAGAGAGAUAUGGUGAUUACGUUGAAACAAGAAUUGUUGAUGAACUCUUUCAAGACAAUAGACGGUCGAGGUGCGAGCGUUCACAUAUCGGGUGGACCAUGCAUCACCAUCCAUUAUGUGUCGAACAUCAUCAUCCAUGGCAUCCACAUACAUGAUUGUAAACCCGGGGGUAGUACAAUUAUAAGAGACUCUCCCCAUCAUGCAGGGCAUUGGACUCCAUCGGACGGUGAUGGUGUCUCAAUCUUUGGCAGCAAGAAUAUAUGGGUUGACCAUUGUUCAUUGUCGAAUUGUCAUGAUGGACUCAUCGAUGUCAUCCAUGGAUCCACCGCCGUGACUAUAUCAAACAACUACAUGACCCAUCAUGAUAAAGUCAUGCUUUUGGGCCACAGUGAUUCCUAUAUGCAAGAUAAAAACAUGCAAGUCACUGUUGCCUUUAACCAUUUCGGGGAAGGUCUAAUUCAAAGAAUGCCAAGGUGUAGACUUGGAUAUUUCCAUGUGGUGAACAACGAUUACACCCAUUGGGAAAUGUACGCCAUUGGUGGCAGUGCAAACCCUACUAUCAACAGCCAAGGAAACAGGUUUCUAGCACCCAAUGAUAGAUCAAAGAAAGAGGUGACCAAACAUGAGAAUGCACCAGAGAGUGAAUGGAAACGCUGGAACUGGAGAUCCGAAGGAGACUUGAUGUUGAAUGGAGCCUUUUUCAGGCAAACCGGUGCUUCUGGUGCAUCUUCAACCUUUGCUAGGGCUUCGAGCCUUAGUGCUAGACCAUCUUCUCUUGUGGGUACAAUGACAAUGACUGCUGGCGCACUCAAAUGUAGAAGGGGUUCCCACUGCUAGUUUUAAACUUAUAAUUAGCAGUUUAAUUAUAAUUUAGUCUUUUUGUUUCUUUUAAGAAUGUAAUGAAACGACGACCUCUGCAUGUUGCCUGAAAUUGGACACGACUUGGAUUAAUCAUUAAUCCUAUACAGUUAAUUUGUAGUAAUUUUCUGUAUUGAUAGAUCAAAGCAUGCAACUGCAGUUUAGGGUUGCUUUUAUGUAAUCUGCUAUAAGUGGCUAAAGUGUACUUUUUCAUGAAAGUGAUUGUCUUUAUUGAUAA